UAUGCUGUGUCUCUGUGUCGUAUGUCUUUCGUGACCAAUGGUCACUGACCACUCUUACGGUGACGUGUAUGUAUUUUAGUUGGAACUUGGGCUGCGUGUUGUAGGGGCGUGAGGUUCGUUGUGACUGGUUGUGACCGAUCCGAAAAAGGUGGAGUUCCUGUCAGCGUCUUCGAUAGUUGAUGUCCGAGUAAGCUGUUUGACGUGGCGUUGAGAUUUGCCAGGGAGCUGUGUUGCAAGUGCUACACGUUUAUACCAUUGUUUGAUCGGAUAUUAGCGUAAACAUGGGUUUAACGCUUUCCAGUGUUUUAUCCCGACUGUUCGGGAAGAAGCAGAUGAGAAUUUUGAUGGUUGGUUUAGAUGCUGCUGGCAAAACUACUAUUCUAUACAAAUUGAAACUGGGUGAAAUCGUGACCACCAUUCCAACAAUAGGUUUUAAUGUUGAAACUGUUGAAUAUAAGAACAUUUGUUUCACUGUAUGGGAUGUUGGUGGCCAAGAUAAAAUAAGACCAUUGUGGCGACAUUACUUCCAGAAUACUCAGGGAUUAAUAUUUGUUGUUGAUUCCAAUGACAGAGAAAGAAUCUCUGAAGCUGAGAAGGAACUUCAAAACAUGUUACAAGAAGAUGAACUAAGAGAUGCUGCAUUACUGGUUUUUGCAAACAAGCAAGAUCUUCCAAAUGCUAUGAGUGCUGCAGAACUUACCGAUAAGUUGGGAUUGAAUCACCUUCGUAAUAGACAUUGGUACAUUCAAGCUACCUGUGCUACUCAAGGAGAUGGUUUAUAUGAAGGUCUGGACUGGCUUUCAAAUGAAUUGGCGAAGAAGUGAGGUGCUACAGUAAACAUUACUCUCAUAUUCACUUCAUAAGUUCUGUAAAGUACUGUGCUAAACGUUGAAGAAUGGAUAGUAUGCAAGUGUAUGUGCUCGUAAGUGUUCAGUGGUAACUGCUCAAUAUGUCAAGAGCCUUGUUUACGCAGAAAUACUAUCUGAAAGUAUUGUCCAUGAAAUGGGGUUGUGGGCUUUUGAAAAAGAAGAAUAUUACAGUAAAUUGCAAUUGAAUUUUUGUUUUGUUUUGUUGGUUGUAUGUAUUUUUGUGAAAUAGGCACUUCUAUCACAUUCCCAUCCCAUAUAUUAUUAAAUACAAGGUUAGUGUAGAUGUUUGAUAUUUGUGUGUAUUUCUCAGUUUCAUUGCUUUGUGUGCUGGCUCUAAGAUAAAUAAAAUAGAAGUAUAAAUUAUCUGAUGUUACACCCUUCGGGAAGUAGAGUAUGCUCAGCAUACUUUUGAUGCAACUCGCACACACAAGGUGAUUGGGUUACAACUUUGUGUAUGUUCAAACAUUUUACUGAAUCAAGAGGAUUUUCAUGUAUUGUUUCAAUCAAUGUUUAGGAUUUUUUGAGUACAAAACAGACAUGUUUAAUAUCAUAUUAGAUGACAAUGCAAAGCUUGACUCCUCUUUUCCUCCUGCAUUGUUAUUUUAUUGUUUGUUAUUUUAAAUAUUUUUUGGGGAAAUCAACUUGUACUGGUUUACCUGCUCUUGUACUUACAAAUAAGUGAUGAAAGAUGCAGUCCUUGUGUUCUAUUCAAAACCAAGAAACCUCAGAAACUGUAUAUAGUGGACGAUUUGUACUUCCUUUGGCAAUCGCUUAUCUUAUCAGGUUUUUGUUUUUGUUUUUUUCUAGAGUAUACUUUACUUUCUGAACAAUUGUAAUUUCUUAAAGACAUUAAUAUUGCAUUGAUGUGCCUGUUUAUUUUAUACAUUUGGAAUUUUAAACAAAGUCAGACAUUUGAAAAGAUGUAUCCAUAACAGUGCAAUAUAUUAAGAAUAUUUAUAACUCUUUUUAGAUAUUACUUUCUUGAAUAUUGUUUUUAUCAAAGUAAAUGGAGAGAUGGAAAGUCAACUGGUUAAGUAUUAAUUUACGAAAAUGGUAAGAGGUUUGAAAAUUCUUUAUUUUGAAUGAAUGUAUGUUUUGGUGGCCUAAUGCAUUGUGAUACUUAAAUGGAACAUAUACAUUUGGAAGUGAAUAUGUGAAGCUUACUGAGGAACGUUUCAUUGCAAUCAUAUGGAGCAGAUAUUCAGAAUUGUAUGUGGAUGUAAGUUGAUUAAAGUGUAAUAUGUGUAAGAGAUGCGCCAAUGCAGAAAAUGUGAAUUAUUUGUUACCUUACAUUUGUUCAAAUUGGAAACAAAGCUUAAAUAUGUAUAAAGAUUCAUCUGCAGUAAACAGUGA
Molecule: messenger RNA, 2222 nt
Organism: Gryllus bimaculatus (two-spotted cricket)
Lineage: Eukaryota; Metazoa; Arthropoda; Insecta; Orthoptera; Gryllidae
Source: the annotation of a GenBank genome assembly